AAAAAAAUGGGAUUUUUACAUCUCUCCAGCCAGCACUGAAAACGAAUGGGGAUUGCCUUGCUUUGCCUCUUUUUCCUAUUUCUGCAAAGAAAUAACAAUGUACAAGGGAGUUGUUCUCAGGAAAGUGCAGUGACUUGCGAAGAUUGUUUGCUUUCUGGACCACACUGUGCUUGGUGUUUUCAAGAGAAUUAUAUGGACUCAGUUGGAAUUCAUGGAAGGUGUGAUACACUGGAAAAUCUUUUAUCAAAAGGAUGCCAGUUGAAUUUGAUUGAAUUUCCCAUUUCCAAAGUAGAAAUUCACAAAAACAAGCCCCUUAGUAUCGGAAUACAGAAGAACAAUUCUGAUGUCACACAGAUUUCUCCUCAAAAAUUAACUCUUUGGCUGCGACCAGGACAUGAAGAAACAAUAGAGAUCAAAGUUCGCCAAAGUGAAGAUUAUCCAAUUGAUCUCUAUUACCUCAUGGAUCUUUCAGCUUCAAUGGAUGAUGAUCUGAAUACAAUAAAAGAAUUAGGUUCAACUCUUUCCAAAGAAAUGUCAAAACUGACAAGCAACUUCAGACUGGGUUUUGGAUCUUUUGUUGAAAAACCAGUUUCACCAUUUAUCAAAACUACAGCUGAAGAAAUAAACAACCCUUGCAGAAGCGUUCCAUAUGAGUGCUUACCUACCUUUGGAUACAAACAUGUUUUGCCAUUGACAAAUGAUUCAGAAAGAUUCAAUGAAAUUGUGAAAGGACAGAGAAUCUCUGCUAAUAUAGAUACUCCAGAGGGAGGAUUUGAUGCAAUUAUGCAGGCAGCUGUUUGCAAGGAAAAAAUUGGAUGGAGGAAUGAUUCUUUACAUUUGCUGGUAUUUGUGAGUGAUGCUGAUUCCCAUUUUGGGAUGGACAGUAAACUGGCAGGGAUUGUUAUUCCUAAUGAUGGGAACUGUCAUUUGGACCACAAUAAUGAAUAUUCCAUGUCAACUGUUCUGGAGUAUCCCACAAUUGGACAAUUAAUUGACAAACUUGUGCAAAACAAUGUUUUACUAAUUUUUGCUGUAACAAAGGAGCAAAUUCACAUAUAUGAGAACUAUGCAAAGCUUAUUCCUGGAGCUACUGUUGGACGACUACAGAAAGAUUCUGGAAAUAUCCUCCAGCUGAUCAUUGCUGCAUAUGAGGAGCUGAGAUCUGAAAUAGAACUGGAGGUUUUUGGAGACACAGAAGGACUUAUUCUCUCUUUCACUGCAAUCUGUAACAAUGGGACCUUUUUUCAGCAUAAGAGGAAAUGCUCUCAUGUGAAAGUGGGAGAGAUAGUCUCUUUUAACAUGACUCUAAGUCUCCCUACUUGUGAAAAAAAUAGAAGGCAUAUUGUGAUAAAACCAGUGGGUCUCAGUGAUGUCCUGGAAAUUGAAAUUCAUCCACAAUGUAGCUGUAACUGUCAGACAAAGGCUGAGGUGAACAGCUCGAAGUGCAACAAAGGGAAAGGAUCUUUUGAGUGUGGAGUCUGUAUCUGCAACCCUGGCUACAUGGGUCCACAUUGUGAAUGUGAUGAAAAUUCCCUCAGCACUAAUUCUUGCAAGGGCUCUGCAGAACAGAGCUCCUGCAGUGGGAGAGGUGACUGCUACUGUGGACAGUGUGUUUGCCACUCAUCAAUGUAUGGAAAAAUUUAUGGGCCACACUGUGAAUGUGAUGACUUCUCUUGUGUGCGACAUAGAGGACUUCAGUGUGGAGGCAAUGGUGACUGUGAUUGUGGAGAAUGCGUGUGCCACAGUGGAUGGACUGGUGAAUACUGUAACUGCACAACCGACACUGCCUCCUGCAUUUCUGAGGAUGGGAUGCUGUGCAGUGGGAGAGGUGAAUGCAUCUGUGGGUCAUGUACUUGCACACACCCAGAGGCUUCAGGCAGCACAUGUGAAAAAUGCCCUCUAUGCGGUGACCCUUGCAGUUCCAAACGGAGCUGUGUAGAAUGUCAUUUGGCUUCUGAUGACAAGUCACAGGGGGAAUGCAGUGAAAAAUGUAAAUUGGUUGAUGCAACUGUCAGCACUGCAGAGGAUUACUCAGAGGAUAAAUCCAUUCCCUGCUCUUUGCAGGGGGAAAAUGAAUGUAUUACCACAUUUCUAUUGACUAUGGAUGAACACGGAAAGACAAUAAUUCAUAGCAUAAAACCAAAAGAUUGCCCACAACUUCCAAAUAUCGCAAUGAUAAUGGUAGGUGUUGCCCUCGCUAUCCUUCUGAUGGGCGUUGUUUUACUUUGUAUCUGGAAAUUACUGGUGUCGAUUCAGGACGGAAAAGAAGUGGCCAAGUUUGAAGCAGAAAGAUCUAAAGCCAAAUGGCAAACGGGAACAAAUCCACUGUACAGAGGCUCAACAACCACUUUUAAAAAUGUAACCUACAAGAACCAAGAAAAGCAAAAAGUGGCCAAGACUGAAGAUUUUUAUUAGUGCUUCCAACGCU
Molecule: messenger RNA, 2428 nt
Organism: Rhea pennata
Lineage: Eukaryota; Metazoa; Chordata; Aves; Rheiformes; Rheidae
Gene: ITGB6
Product: integrin subunit beta 6
Exons: 16
Coding region: 46-2415 (789 amino acids)
Biological process (GO): cell-matrix adhesion; cell migration; integrin-mediated signaling pathway
Cellular component (GO): focal adhesion; cell surface; integrin alphav-beta6 complex
Molecular function (GO): integrin binding
Source: RefSeq, a predicted model, not a curated record